AAGGAAAAUAAAAAAAUAAAAAUAAAGAUUGCUACUCAAUACUUUCUACUUAUUAAAACCCGCAUCUUCUUCCCUUCACAUACUCCCAAUCUCACAACACCACCUUCAACUAUACACUUCUCUCACGCUGCACCACAAUGGUGAUGGAGUAAUAAUCCUCCCAGAUCCACCCGUUUUCCAAGGUCAAGGUGAUCUGUGAAAUAUUGCACCCUUAAACAACAUGGCUAUAGGGAAAUAUACUAGAGUAGAUGGUAGGAGAUCAUCAUCGAGUUACUGUUCAACGGUGACUAUUGUUGUGUUUGUGGCUCUGUGCUUGGCUGGGGUAUGGAUGAUGACGUCAUCCUCUGUUGUUCCAGAGCAAAAUAAAGAUGUGUCUCAAGAGGAUAAGGUUGAGAUGAAAGAACAGAAUGAGGUAAAAGAGCAGGCUAGUGAAGUUGAUAGUAGCAAUACACGGCAAUUCGAAGAUAAUCCAGGUGACUUACCUGAGGAUGCAACCAAGGGGGAUAGUACUGUCACAUCAGAAGACAACUCAAACUCGAACUCUGAGGAUGCUAAAACAGAAGACACAGACAAGAAAACAGAGGAUGAAGAUUCAAAGACAGAAAAUACUGAAUCAAACUCAGAAGCUACAGAAAGUAACAAAGAAAGUGAUGAGACGUCCACUAAGGAAACUGAUUCUGAUGGGAGUGAGAAGAAUUCUGGUUCAGAUGAAAGUGAAAAUAAAUCUGAUAACGAAACAACAGAUGGUAAGAUAGAGGAGAAGGUAGAACAAAGUGAUAAUAAUGAAUCUGACGAAAACUCUAGCAAGAAUACAGAUGAUGAUUCCAAAAAUCAGAAAUCAAAUGAGGUAUACCCGUCUGGGGCUCAGUCAGAACUUCUAAAUGAAAAUAAAGCAGAAACUGGAUCUUGGUCAACUCAAGCAGCAGAAUCAAAGAAUGAAAAGGAGUCUCAAAAGUCCUCUAAGCAGUACAGUUGGAAACUUUGCAAUACUACUGCUGGCCCCGACUUUAUCCCAUGCCUUGACAACUGGAAAGCAAUUAGGAGUCUUCGGAGUACUAAACACUAUGAACAUCGAGAGAGGCACUGUCCUGAAGAACCUCCUACCUGCCUUGUCCCUCUUCCUGAAGGAUAUAAACGCUCAGUUGAAUGGCCUAAAAGCCGAGAAAAGAUAUGGUAUUACAAUGUUCCACAUACUAAGCUAGCCAAAGUUAAAGGGCAUCAGAACUGGGUGAAAGUUACUGGCGAGUACCUUACUUUUCCCGGUGGUGGAACCCAGUUCAAGCAUGGAGCACUUCAUUACAUUGACUUUAUACAAGAGUCUGUACCUGACAUUCUUUGGGGGAAACGCACACGAGUCAUAUUAGAUGUUGGAUGUGGUGUUGCCAGCUUUGGAGGCUUUCUCUUUGAUAGAGAUGUUCUUGCAAUGUCAUUUGCACCAAAAGAUGAACAUGAAGCUCAGGUGCAAUUCGCACUUGAAAGGGGAAUCCCUGCUAUUUCUGCUGUGAUGGGCACAAAGAGGCUUCCCUUCCCGGGGAAAGUAUUUGAUGUAGUCCAUUGUGCACGAUGCAGAGUUCCAUGGCAUAUUGAAGGUGGUAAACUUCUUUUAGAGUUGAAUAGGGUCUUGCGACCUGGUGGUUUCUUUGUAUGGUCUGCUACUCCUGUUUAUCAGAAGCUUGAUGAAGAUGUUGAAAUAUGGAAUGCCAUGAAGAAACUAACAAAAGCAAUGUGCUGGGAACUAGUGUCAAUUAGCAAGGAUCAAGUUAAUGGAGUUGGUGUAGCUGUUUACAAGAAACCAACUUCUAACGAGUGUUAUGAGGCACGUUCUAAGAAUGAUCCUCCAGUUUGUCAAGACUCUGAUGAUCCUAAUGCAGCAUGGUAUUUUACUCAGCCUGACACAUUUGUUUCAACGGAACGUGGGUCGCAGUGGCCUGAGCAGUGGCCAACAAGACUGACCAACGUGCCUUACUGGUUGUCAAGUGACCAAGUUGGAGUUUAUGGGAAGCCUGCUCCUGAAGAUUUUUCUGCUGACUAUAAACACUGGAAACGUGUGGUGUCGAAGUCCUAUCUAAAUGGGAUGGGAAUUCAGUGGUCAAACAUACGGAAUGUCAUGGAUAUGAAUGCCAUCUAUGGAGGAUUUGCCGCAGCUUUGAAGGAUAGGAGUAUUUGGGUCAUGAAUGUGGUUUCAAUAGACUCCGCAGAUACUCUUCCCAUUAUAUAUGAACGAGGUCUAUUUGGUAUAUAUCAUGAUUGGUGUGAAUCAUUUAGUACCUAUCCCAGGACCUAUGAUCUCCUCCAUGCUGAUCAUCUAUUUUCGAAGAUAAAGAAAAGGUGCACUGUAGAUGGUUUAAUGGCCGAGGUUGAUCGGAUUCUCAGGCCGGAAGGAAAGCUUAUUGUCCGCGACACUGUUGAGACCAUUGAAGAGGUUGAGAACAUGGCAAGGUCAAUGAAGUGGAAGGUUCGUAUGACUUACUCCAAGGAGAAAGAAGGCAUGUUAUGUGUCGAGAAGUCAACGUGGCGGCCCGAAGAUUCGGAAACCCUUGAGUAUGCUAUUGUUUAAGCAGUGAAAUGCAAAAAAACGUGGGUUUUGGCUGCUGAAAAUUCUUGUGUAACAGUAUUUCCACUAUCAAGCAUGUAACAAGUUAGUUAGGCAUCUAUUUAUUUUAUUGGUCUUAUUUCCGUUUCGUAUUAAUUUUGAUAUCCCCUAUAAUAUCCAGAGGUUGCUCUAUUUUGCCGUAACAUGUUGCGAUAUUGUCAAAGAAAUUUCAUCACAUUCAUGCAAAUGUAAAGGCCAUUGGUUAAUAUACUUUCAACAGUUUCAGAAUAA
Arachis ipaensis is the source of this 2824-nucleotide messenger RNA. NCBI's taxonomy places the organism in Eukaryota, Viridiplantae, Streptophyta, Magnoliopsida, Fabales, Fabaceae. The record is from RefSeq and is a predicted model, not a curated record.